Messenger RNA from Clarias gariepinus (North African catfish), 1714 nucleotides. RefSeq names its product TAFA chemokine like family member 3b (gene tafa3b). Lineage: Eukaryota; Metazoa; Chordata; Actinopteri; Siluriformes; Clariidae. The record is from RefSeq and is a predicted model, not a curated record. The transcript is spliced from 5 exons. Gene Ontology annotation, molecular function: receptor ligand activity. The coding region runs from base 538 to 936 and encodes 132 amino acids.
GCACGGAGCGCUUCACUUCAGACCUUCCACCUUCUCCUCCGGUCCGAACGCGCCAGACGCUAUACCGUUACACCAUCACCGCCUUAGGUUUCCUCUCCCGGCAAAUCCAGAGACGAACAGGACGCACGUGUAGGACUUUGUGCCUGGAGGGCUCGCACUCUGGAUUGAAUGUAGAAAUAUAUAAAAAAAAAAAAAAGAAGAAGAAGAAGAAAAAAAGCGCUGGAGCGAAGUUUGGCGCGUCGCGCGCGCGGUGACAUGGAGAGGUAGAGCAGAACGCGGCGCUGACACGCAACUUUUACAUCCAGCUUUUGGAUGUUUCUGCCAGGACAGUAUUUCAUUUCGCCCUGAUUUGGCUGCUGCAUUGUAAUCGUAGCGCUGCUGCGUGAAUUUCACAGGGACUGGAGAUCGUGAAGCGCGCGCCGGAGUGGAUGGCCCGUGACAGAGGAUACGAGCGCGCGCGUUGUGCAUGUCCGGUAAUGGAACAGCAAUGAGAGCGGACUUUUCCCUGGAAUAAACGCAAAGCACUGGGCCAACAGAAUGCGGGAGCGGGAUGUACAGAGUAUGUGUGCGUGGCUGCUGCUGCUCACCUUGGCCCUGUUGUCUCUUUGGGGGCGUCUGGCUGUGGCUUCCUCACACCGCAACCAUAUAGUGCAUGUGAAGGCUGGGACGUGUGAGGUAAUUGCAGCCCAUCGCUGCUGUAAUAAGAACAAGAUUGAAGAGCGAUCUCAGACUGUCAAGUGUUCCUGCCUACCUGGACAGGUCGCUGGGACGACCAGAGCCGCUCCAUCCUGCGUUGAUGCAUCUAUAGUAGCCCAGAAGUGGUGGUGUCAGAUGCAACCAUGUCUGGAUGGAGAGGAGUGUAAAGUUCUUCCAGAUCUCACAGGUUGGAGCUGCAGUACUGGGAACAAGGUUAAAACGACAAAGGUAACUCGGUAGUGGCAUGCUCCAGUCAGAAGAAAUGGAAGUAGACAAAUCGGAAAUGAAAGAACUUGCAGAAUCAACUUCACCAAUGCUAAUAUUCAACGAGGACCAAAGGCGCAAGGUCUCGUGUUCCUCUCCAUUCCUACCAACGAGUACCAUCACACCACUCAGCUCUCCGCCAUCCUCCCUACUUGUAAUCCGCUGUCCUGAGCAUUUGCUGGAAACCCUGUCAGCACAAAUACAGGAAGGAAAGACUGUCUGCUCACUGGAAUUCCGCCAUGCAUUUGGAUUAUAUCUUAUGGUAGAAUGCUAAUCGCAGAGACAACACACUGCUAACGUCAGAACUGUUUUAUUUGUUCGGUUUUUACUUCCCCAAGCUGCUUAGACAUUCUGUUGUGCUAUGGUUUUCUUUCUUCUGUCUGUUGAUGCUUCCUGUAACCUCACAGUUUGAACCUGAAAUGAAAAGUGACAUUUUUGCUUUCCCUUCCAAAACCUUGUUUCUUUCUCAGCAUCUUAACUUCAGAAACUAGAGCUGCAGUUCUGGACUUACUGACCAUCAGUAGAUUAUUUUGUUCCUUUUCUAAUAAAGAAAUAAUAGGUAAACUUUUUGACGCAAAAGACAAAUAAAACAGUAGAUGUUAUGGUAUAAUUCUGUAAAAGUGUAAAAUAUUACAAGUAUCAGAUUCUUAGAACCAGAAGAAAUGUAUAAAAAAGAAAAAGAAAAAUCUCUCUAACAGUUUUAAUAUUGAUGUUUUUAACCAGCCUGGUAACUGCUAUUGAGUACAUGUGUCAG